UCUCUCGUGCAGCUGAUUCCGUUGCAAACGUUGCAAAUACCUUCACAGAAAUCAGUCGAUUCUCCGUUUGUUUUUAAAGACCUUUUAAAUUAAAUUUACGUUUUUAGUAAAAAACUGCUGAUUUGCUCCAUUAGUUAAGAAUGGAUCUUGACGUCCAAGUGGUCAAAAAGACCAAACGGCACACACGAGAGGAACUGGAAGCCUUCUCCCAACAGGACCUUGUGGACCGAAUCGUUCAACUAGAGUCCCAGAACUUCCAGCUUAAGAACAUUAUCCAGAAGGUGACCGGAAUCAAAACUGAUGACCCCAGACCUGACAAUAAAAAGCAACGGAAGUUUGAUUUCAAGAGUUGUCACAAACGCCACAUCCUCCUGAGGUUCUACUAUCUGGGAUGGGAUUAUCAAGGCUAUGCUUCCCAGGAAGAUUCGGCGCGGACAAUUGAACAUCAACUUUUCAACGCCCUGACGCGCGUGUGUCUGAUUGAGAGCCGUGAGACCUCUAAUUACCAUCGAUGUGGCCGAACGGACAAGGGAGUCAGUGCAUUCCAUCAGGUGGUCAGUUUGGAUGUCCGUUCCAAGUUUGCCCCCGAGAACCAGCUAGAGCCGGAAUCGAUUGCCAAUGAAAUCAACUACUGCCAACUGUUGAAUCGUGUUCUACCGCAGGACAUUCGCUGUGUAGCCUGGAUGCCAAUGGUGAAUCCGAACUACAGCGCCAGAUUUGACUGCCGGUCGAGGACGUAUCGCUAUUUCUUCCCGCGAGGUGGUCUGAAUAUCGAAGCUAUGAAAGAAGCGUGCGGCUAUCUAGUUGGAGGGCACGAUUUCCGUAACCUCUGUAAAAUGGAUGUGGGAAAUGGAGUUGUGACGUUUACUAGGAGGAUAUCCUACGUUUCUAUCGAGAACUCGCAAAAGGAUUCCAAGGAGUCUCCGUACGAUAUGUUGUAUCUCGUAUUACGCGGGAAAGCGUUUCUGUGGCACCAGGUUCGGUGCAUUAUGGCUAUUCUGUUCUUGGUUGGAGAGGGCAGAGAAGAGCCAACGGUGGUAAAAGAGCUCCUGGAUGUGGAAAAGAAUCCUUGCAAACCACAGUACAGCUUGGCCAGUGAUUUACCGUUGAAUCUGUACGAGUGCGAUUAUCGAAACAAAGGUGUAUUUGACCCAGCGGUUUUCGACAAAAACGCUCCAGUGCUGGAGGACGACGAAGAAACGGAAGUUGAUUCGGACCUUCGAGAAUGGGUGUACGAGGAGGAAAGUCUAACACGGACGAUUUCGGAAUUGCAGGGUCUGUGGGCUUGCAAUAGUAUAAAAUCUACCAUGUGUCGUGAAAUGCUCAAAAGCUUACAGGACAUCUUUGAUCAACAAUUUCCUGAGGCUGCCAAACCAACAACUCAACAAUCGGGUCUUAUGCAAGGCGUACAAUCACGGGACUACAAGCCUUUGAUGGGUCGCAAAAAAUGUGAGAGUCUGGAAAGUCGUAUCGAUCAUUACUCGAAAAAGCGUCGGAUCCAGGUCAGCUCUAAAGACGCAGCGACGACAGAUGCACCGAAGAGCGAAGCAGAGCAGUAGAUAGCCCGGUUAACGUACUCGCGUAUGCCAGUUGGCCAGCGACUGACUGAGUGACGGAGAUAAACUGUGAACUGAAUUCACAAUGAAGGUAAGGGUGUCAUCAAUAUUCCAUACAGGUGUAUUCAGAGUACACCAUUAAAAUGUAAAGUGCGUGUUAAUGCAGUUUUUGGCGUUGAAAAUGAAUGAGUGAAAUCUGAUUUUUAUUAUCAUUGCAUUGUUGUUACCUUAAUAAAGUUUUGUACAAACGCUGCAUAGAAA
Aedes albopictus (Asian tiger mosquito) is the source of this 1817-nucleotide messenger RNA. RefSeq names its product tRNA pseudouridine(38/39) synthase. The record is from RefSeq and is a predicted model, not a curated record. The transcript has 6 exons. NCBI's taxonomy places the organism in Eukaryota, Metazoa, Arthropoda, Insecta, Diptera, Culicidae. Gene Ontology annotation, molecular function: pseudouridine synthase activity; RNA binding. The coding region runs from base 141 to 1559 and encodes 472 amino acids. Gene Ontology annotation, cellular component: nucleus; cytoplasm. Gene Ontology annotation, biological process: mRNA pseudouridine synthesis; tRNA pseudouridine synthesis.